GCUGUAUUCCACCUCUAGCACGAAGAUAGCCGGGAUGGCCUACGCUGCAGCACUCCCGCGACUCUUGUGUGGAUAAGCGGCUAAGAAGAUGGAUGGAUGUAUUAUAUAUGCACACACAGACACUCUCCUCCGAAGCUACUGGAACAGCAAGCGCUACGAAGAUGAACAGUCCUGCUGCUUAGAUGAACAGUCCUGCUGCGUGGAAGAUCCCUGGUGUGACUCACAAGCUCCUGAUUGGUCCAUGCCUCUGGGGGAUUUCCGCCUAGGCAGUUCCUCCACCUCUACAACUAUUCUUGUCGUCCUCUUUCACUCCCUUUGAGCAAGUCAGAAGUCUUUGACAAGUCAACGGUGUGUUUGCAUGUGCAUCAUGGACGUUCUGUUGGCUUCCAUGCUUGAGGAUGAACCACAUCUGACUGCAUUGAGGAGGUAGGGUGACUUGCUCUAUCAGCUCCUGAUUGACGCUAUCACUCAAGCCUGUGAUUGGCUGAGCCAGCAAUCCGGAUCUUUGAGCAGCCCAGGCCGAGAGGGAUGCGCUUCCGUUACAAGUGUGAGGGUCGCUCGGCCGGCAGCAUCCCUGGUGAGAAAAGCACGGAAAACAACAGGACCUUCCCCAGUUUGGAGAUCCUAAACUACUGUGGCAGGGGGAAAGUGUGUGUUUACUUGGUGACGAAAAAUGAGCCUUACAGGCCACAUCCUCAUGAUCUGGUGGGCAAAGACUGUAAAGAUGGCUACUACGAGGCAGAGUUCGGGCCGGAUCGUAAAGUGAUCGCUUUCCAGAACCUGGGGAUCCGGUGUGUGAAAAAGCGGGAGGUCAAAGAUGCCAUUUUACAAAGGAUUAGCAGAGGGAUCAACCCCUUCAAUGUACCACAAGAGCAGCUGUUGCAGAUGGAAGAGUAUGACCUGAACGUGGUCCGCUUGUGUAUACAGGUUUUCCUGCAGGAUGAAACCAGUCACUACACUCGAGUACUCAACACUGUAGUCAGCAACCCCAUCUACGAUAACAGGGCUCCAAACACUGCAGAGCUGAGGAUCUGUCGGGUUAACAGCAACAGCGGCUCAGUUAAAGGAGGAGAUGAGAUCUUCCUGCUUUGUGAUAAAGUGCAAAAAGAUGACAUAGAGGUCCGAUUUUUCUCCUCUAAUGGCUGGGAAGCCAAAGGCUCGUUCUCUCAAGCCGAUGUUCAUCGCCAAGUAGCCAUCGUCUUUAAGACGCCACCUUUCUACAACACCUCUAUAACCGAGUCGGUCACCGUACACAUGCAGCUACGCCGACCCUCUGAUCUGGAAGUCAGCGAGCCACUGGACUUCCGAUAUCUUCCCCAUGACAAAGAUCCAUACGGCUAUAAUAAGAAAAAGCGCAGUAGAGAGAACUUAAUGAAGAUGUCAGGGUUGUCAGCUGUUCCGUUUUCUGGCCUGGCUGCAAGCAGGCAAAGACCAGCAUCACAGAAUACCAGCAAUCACAUGCAAGACCUCAACAUGUACCUGAGGCAGCCUCCACCUACAAUGCAGCAACAACCUGCGUACAGCCAACCGUAUCAAGCAAAUGUUCCAGUCAGCCGUUCCUUGACAAACCCUAAUCCGCUUCUCCAGAUGAAUACAGUCCCCAUGAUUCCUUCCAAUGCCAUGACCAGUCAGCCACAACAUCUCAACCACGGUUCUAGUUUCCACUGUGAAACCAAUGUUCUCACGCAGCUGUCCAUCGGGGACUUGCAGUGCUUGGACACAGUCCCACAGGGUCCUGUGAUGAGCCAGCCCGAGUCCCACCCGCUCUUCCUAUCACAGCACCAGGGGACAGCCCCAGCCUUCAAUAACCAGGUUCUAAACCACCAGGGGAGUCAGAAUCAGUCCUUCCAAAAUGUGUGGAAUAAUUUUAGUGGCCUCAGUCCAAUUCAGAACACAUUUGAGAGCGCUCUCCCUGGGCCAGAAAAAGGGCAAGGAUCUUUCCCACUCUUGGAGGGGAUGCAAAGGAAUGAAUUUCUGAAGGGCCAAGUUGGAAGAGACGCUCAGACUGUGUUCCAAAUGGAACAAAAGCCUCAAAUCUCAGUCAAACAAGAGUCUCACAUGUCUGUGAUGCCAUUCUCUACAGAACCCCAUGCAAACACAUACACCAGCCUGGUGCCCCAUCCCAUGAACAACGGCAACAUGAACGUUUCAAGGCAAGAAGAGGGACGAAAAACACACCUCGCUUACCCAAAUUUUAAAGACCCUUACCCUACUAACCACAUGACUCUUGGAACUCAUUUUGGAACUUUGGAUGACUGGGUCAAGUCUGAAGGAGGUAUUCGUCAACAUAGUGACUACAAGAAAUGACACCCGCCGAAGGUAAUCGGAUCCAAAGAAGUCAUUGAGCAUAUACUCCUUAAACUGAAAGUGAUCCUCUGCUAGGGGUGCUACGUGGGCAUUGACUUGGGCAUGGAGUGUAUCAUGAAUUACAUCAGUGUGAGAACACAAUAACUGCCAGUUCCACACCCAUAACCAGAAUAAGGAAUGAGCGCAACACAGUUGCUAAUGGUUAUCAUUACAUGGCACAGUACGUAAUUGUUUUCACUUACUAAUUAGUAUUCCUGUUGCAUUGCAAGUCAUUUCAGACAGGAAAUGCUAUACCUCCAGUACCCCUUUUUUUUCCUUGCGGUGAUUUUGAGAGAGUCUGAUUUUCUUACUUGUAAAGUAGGUAUGAGUUUGUGAAGAAGACUGAAAAUUAGAGGAGGAUACAUGGGUUACACAUGGUGUAGUGGUACACACGCCUGACUUUGGUAGGUUAAGUUCCCACUCAGUGACGGUGUGACUGCUUGACUGUCCCUGUGUGUUCCCUAUGAUUGGUGACCAGUCCAGAAGUGACCCAGGAAGGGCUCCAGUUCAGUAGAAAAUGGACGAAGGGAGGGAUAAAUGAAUACACAAACAUGCGCGUCUUUUUUUUUUUUUUUUUACGUUGUAAUGUUUCAGUCCUCAUUGGAGUGAAUUAAGUGCAAAUGUAUCAUUAAUUCAUUGGAGGUUUAAUUCUAGAGGAAAAGGUAGAGGAUUUUCAAGUCACUGUGCCUUUUUAUUUCUUUGUAAAGGAAUGUCGCACAUUGUUCAUGUGCAUUUACAUUUGUCUAUUUACCUUUUUUUUUUUUUUUUGUCAUUUUAGCCAUAUUUCAGUGGUUGCUGAAUGGCUCAUGAAUUGACAAGGUACAAAAAUUUCCAAUGAGGAAGUUGGAGGUAGCACACGAAGUUGUGACUUUCCUCAGUAAUGACUAGGUCACUCCAGUCAUCACAUUUGUUAUUCUCAGAGGUUCUUCUAAGAGUCAAACAGAUGUUAGACUGAUAGAAAUGUAAAUAUCUUUUUUUUUUUUUUCAUCCAGCUGAUGCUUCUUCUACACGUGGCGAAUAAAGGACAAGCACUUGAUCUUGCACAGAGUUGCUUUGCCACCAUUGGAGCUAAUUAUGUUUUGUACUUCUACCAAAAAUUGUUUACUAUGAUAUUAUGGGGCGUUAUUUGGAGGGGUUUUGCUGCAGGAUCGGUUUUUAAUAAACGAUGUUCCUCAAGGGUUUUUGUCACCGUUUUGUUACAUUUAUAUAUAUAUAUAUUACACUGUAGCCAUAAAAAAACGUCAAUAUAAAUUAUUUUUACCAAGUUACAGGAAGCCAGAGAUCCCGCACAAGCAUGGCCAGAACAAAAACUCCGCACAAGACCCUGAAGCCUACAUGCCAUCAAACCCCAUUUUGGGGGGGAGGUUCUAAAUUUGUUUCAGUUGAUUUGCCUUGUACUAAGUCUUCUGUACAGUGACUAUAAAAAAAAUUACAUAUCUUAUGCGAAGCGUUGUUAUAUUAAGUAAUGAGACCUAGAUAAACACCCAUCCAGGAAUUUUCUGAGUCACUUGUCCUCCCAAGGGUCGCCGGCGUGCUGGAGCCUAUCCCAACCAUCUUCGAGCAAAACUGUGAGGCAGAAGCUCUUACCAGUCAUCCACCUUUCCCCACCUAGAUGAACAAUAUCCCAAAAUUGCUUUGACUUGCUGUCCAACACGAUUGUGGGGGAUUACAGAGGGGAACUAAAAAAAAAAAAUCAACAUCAAAACCGCUCUAACUCAAGAUGUGGCUGUGUUUAGAGUUAACUGAUCACAAACUCAUAAAUGGAGUCAGCACACACCUCUGCCACCAUUGAAAGUGCUACUGACUAACUAACUGGUCAGGAAGGUUGUCAAGAUGGUGAUAGAAUCAUUGAAGGGGCUGCAAGAAUUUUGGCCAAGUAUCGACUGUUUGCUACAUGUGGCAACAAUCAUCCAUCUUCCACAUAUUUUACGUCGAGGUUGCGACGUCGGGAAGCCCUGCCUUACAAAGAAUCACGUCCAAGCCUGGCUAUAUUUCGCAAAAGCGCACGAAGAAUCUCCCACAAACAUCCCACAUGUGUCAUGGGCUGAUGAAACCAAUGUUGAACUUUGGGCCAUAUUUCUGAGAGGUUUGUUUGGUGCAAAAAGAUCAUUUAUCGUCACAAUAAAAACACCCUACUUGCAGUGAACCUUGGUGGUGGCAGUGUUGUGCUUUGGGGUAGUUUUUCUUUCUCACUCAAGAUGGAAUUAUGAACAGUUCUAAACACCAAGUAGUGUCAGCACCAAACAUUAAAGCUUCUGCUAAAAAGCAGAAAACUUUAUCAGGAGUUAUUCAGAAUUGGUUAAAAAUUUGGCAGCUAAUUAGUGGGUGUGCAAACUUGUGGAACCACGUUAUUUCGUUGUUUUACGUUGCCUCUUUAAAAUAUAUUUUGAAUCAAGUUUAAUAGGUUGUCUUACUAAUGAUGGAAAAUGGUUUGAUCUCAUUUUGUUAUAUCACAAAGCCUGGCAUUUCAACAGC
This is a messenger RNA of Syngnathoides biaculeatus (alligator pipefish), 4821 nucleotides long. RefSeq names its product v-rel avian reticuloendotheliosis viral oncogene homolog (gene rel). The record is from RefSeq and is a predicted model, not a curated record. NCBI's taxonomy places the organism in Eukaryota, Metazoa, Chordata, Actinopteri, Syngnathiformes, Syngnathidae. Bases 529 to 2307 code for a protein of 592 amino acids. Gene Ontology annotation, molecular function: RNA polymerase II cis-regulatory region sequence-specific DNA binding; DNA-binding transcription factor activity, RNA polymerase II-specific. Gene Ontology annotation, biological process: non-canonical NF-kappaB signal transduction; inflammatory response; cellular response to stress. Gene Ontology annotation, cellular component: cytoplasm. The transcript is spliced from 13 exons.